GGGAAAACGAAACUGCCGGGUUUGAAAUCCUCCGCCUCCCCCUGCGCCAUCGUCCUCCGCGUGACGGGCCAGAGCCUGGCGCGUCUGACCCACGUACGGCGGCACCGCGCGCAGGAUCAGAAGAAUGAACCAACCAAAGGGAAAUCUUGCACUGUCUGCAAAAUUUACCAGAUGUGUCAGGCUGUGGAACAGUCUCUCAGGGAAAGAGGUGGAAAAUCCCUUUGCUUGUUACAGUUACAACUAGACUGGUGUACUCCCUGGACAGUUCUUGGAGGUUGGUGAAGUGGAGAAAAUGGCAUCUGAGGACAUUACUAAGCUAGCAGAGUCACUUGCCAAAGCCCAAGUGGGCGGAGGGCAGCUGAGCUUCAAAGGCAAGAGCCUGAAACUCAAUACCGCCGAAGAUGCCAAAGAGGUGUCUAAGGAAAUUGAGGAAUUUGAUGGCUUGGAAGCCCUGCGCCUGGAAGGCAACACCGUGGGUGUGGAGGCAGCAAAGGUCAUUGCCAAAGCCUUGGAGAAGAAAGCUGAGCUCAAGAGGUGUCACUGGAGUGACAUGUUCACAGGGAGAUUGAGGUCUGAGAUCCCUUUUGCUCUGACUGCCCUGGGGGAGGCCCUUAUCACCGCAGGUUCCCAGCUGGUGGAGCUGGACCUGAGUGACAAUGCCUUUGGGCCGGAUGGCGUGCGUGGCUUUGAGGCACUGCUGAAGAGUCCUGCCUGCUUCACUUUGCAGGAGCUCAAGCUGAACAACUGUGGCAUGGGCAUUGGAGGAGGCAAGAUCUUGGCAGCUGCCCUGAAAGAGUGUCACAGGAAAUCAAGUGCCGUGGGCAAACCUCUGUCUUUGAAAGUAUUCGUGGCUGGCAGGAACCGUCUGGAGAAUGAUGGUGCCACUGCACUGGCUGAGGCAUUUGGGCUCAUCGGGACACUGGAAGAGGUCCAUAUGCCACAGAACGGAAUCAACCAUCCUGGCAUUACAGCGCUGGCCCAGGCCUUUGCUGCCAACCCGUUGCUGCGGGUUAUCAAUCUGAAUGACAACACCUUCACAGAGAAGGGGGCUGUGGCCAUGGCAGGGACUCUGAAGACUCUCCGACAGGUAGAAGUGAUCAACUUUGGGGACUGCCUGGUGCGCUCAAAGGGUGCCAUCACCAUUGCUGAAGCAGUCAAAGAGGGGCUCCCUAAACUAAAGGAACUGAACUUGUCCUUCUGUGAAAUCAAACGAGAUGCUGCCCUGACUAUUGCAGAGGCCACUGAAGACAAGUCUGAGUUGGAGAAACUGGAUCUCAAUGGUAAUGCUCUGGGGGAAGAAGGCUGUGAACAGGUCCAGGAGAUUCUUGAAGGUUUCAACAUGGCAGAUGUGCUGGGUUCCCUGAGUGAUGACGAAGGGGAGGAUGAAGAGGAUGAAGAUGACGAAGGGGAGGAUGAAGAGGAUGAAGAUGACGAAGGGGAGGACGAAGAGGAUGAACAACAACAGCUGCAGGAGAGGGGGCAGGGAGAACAGGAAUCGUUGCCUUCUAAGAAGAUUCUUGACUCACAUGACUCUACUCCCGUGUCUCCUCCUCCUCCUCCUGUGGAUGUUGCCACAUUCCUCGCCUUUCCGUCUCCAGAGAAACUGCUACGACUAGGGCCCAAGUGCUCUGUUCUGAUAGCUCAGCAGACAGACACAUCUGAUACAGAGAAGGUGGUUAUGGCUCUCUUGAAGAUCUCUUCUGUGUUCAAAGAUGAAACCACAGUGAAAACAGCAGUGCAUGAAACAACAGAUGCCUUGAUGAGAAAAGCCUUCAUUUCCGCCACCUUUAAUUCUGAUGCAUUCAUCACUAGCCUACUGAUCCACAUGGGUCUGCUCAAGAGUGAAGAAAAGAUCAAGGCUGUCCCAAGCCUCUAUGGCCCUCUGAUGACCCUGAACCAUAUGGUCCAGCAGGAUUAUUUCCCCAAAUCCCUGGCCCCAGUUCUCCUGGCCUUCGUGACAAAACCCAGCCGUGCUUUGGAUUCCUGCUCCUUUGCCCGCCACAUGCUGCUGCAGACCCUCCACCAGCUGUAGUAGGACCCCAACUCUGCCCCUCCCCCCCAUAGGACUUUUAUCAGCGAGAGCUCUUAGCCAGCUGGCGGGAGAGGAUGUCGGCACCCGUGGAAACAUGCUGUCCGUCUCUCACAGGGAUGUCCGUCCUUCCUUCUACUUUAACAAACGCAGAGGAAUCCUGCUGAUAUUUU
This is a messenger RNA of Caretta caretta (loggerhead turtle), 2202 nucleotides long. It is a transcript of the gene RANGAP1, whose product is annotated as Ran GTPase activating protein 1. Gene Ontology annotation, biological process: nucleocytoplasmic transport; signal transduction; activation of GTPase activity. Gene Ontology annotation, cellular component: nucleus; cytosol; perinuclear region of cytoplasm. The record is from RefSeq and is a predicted model, not a curated record. Gene Ontology annotation, molecular function: GTPase activator activity; small GTPase binding. NCBI's taxonomy places the organism in Eukaryota, Metazoa, Chordata, Testudines, Cheloniidae.